CAUGGCAAUAUACAGGUACCUGUAGAAAAUAAAACUUUCAGUCAAAUAAAUUGGUGUCCACAGGUUGUGAAAUUGUGUAUAUAAAAGUAAACUAUUUUCUAUUUCAAACGAAUUUUGGAGACGCUCUCUCUCUCUCUCUCUCUCUCUCUCUCUCUCUUGUUACUUUCCCGUUCGCUUUUUAUAACUUAUGAUUCCAAGUUUAUACCUUCUUACCUAAUAAGUUUAAAUAAACAAUUGAAAUUAAAUGAAAGUACACAUAUUGACAGAAAAAAAUCCCAAAUACCUAAAAAUAGCAUAGAAACUCCCACAUAUUUGUAAUCUCUACAAUGGAGUCUUUUCCACCAUUAAUAUGUGAUGGACUGCAGCACAUAUCAGAGACACUGUUUGUGGUACUGUGUGAAAUAGUGGGGACUUCACAACAGGUGGCCCUCAGGAGGGAGUUACAGGACAUCAUAGAGAUGGUGGAGAGACAAGUGACACCUGAUGAUGAGGUCACUUAUAUGCUGAGUGGAAGUAGGAGAGAAGGGUUCAGACUGGAGGGAUCAGAUGUGGACUUUAUGGUCUGGUAUAACAGCCACCAAGUAAUCAUGGAUAUGUCUCAGUCUGAGUAUUACAACACAGCCAAUACAACCUUGAUUCUCUCUGACAGUUCUGAGAGUCCACCAGGAUUUACUCUACUUCAGUUACUGACGCCAACAACAAUCAGAGACGUCCAAUCAGCAUGUGUCAUAAUGAAUGACAGAGUCUAUAUAUCUAGUUCUAUAUACAGACAGUUAACUUGUUCAACAGUAGUUCCUAAUUCUACUGUACAUGGACCCUGUGGUAGUGGUAAUAUAGCUGGGAGAGAAUACGACACAGCCUUCUGUUUUGUUUGUGACUUUUGGCCUUUGUCUGCCUCCUUGUGGAUAGACAGAUGUAACUCAUGGCCUGGCCCUGAAGUUGUUGAUGACAUUGUCAGAAAUGGAUGUCACUUUGUAGCAAUAGGACAUCCAUUAGGGCCAAAUGAAAAUGAGGAAUGGAGAGUUUCAUUUUCUCAAGCAGAACAGAAAUGUGUGUUUGCAAUGACCCACAGUCAGUUUUUGACUUAUGGAUUGUUAAAGCUGUUCCUAAAAGAAGUUAUAAAUCAACAAUCAGAAGAAACCAAUAAACUGUUGUGUUCCUAUCACAUAAAAACAACAAUUUUCUGGGCAAUUCAACAAAACACACUUCCUCAAGGUUGUACACAAAAUCUCCAAGCCAGUUUCUGGAUCUGCUUUCAACUCCUCCUAAAAUGGGUGUAUGAGGGGGUUUGUCCCAACUUUUUCAUUCCACAAAAUAACUUGUUUCUGACAAAGGUGAAUGGCUCAGCACAAAACAGAUUGUUCCUACAGUUACAUGAAUUGUACAAGAAAGGUUUGGCCUGUCUGUUACAGAGUUCCUCUAUCAGGUCCUACAUCAUUGAUGUCCUAUAUAAUCCAAAAGCUAUGGUUUUUACAGAUGAGAGUAUAAUGAAGUCUGAAAUUGAUCAUGAUUUAGAUCUUUUCUGUUUUUGCAGUUUUCCUCAGACAUCAGAUAAGCACAAAUGUAUAAAAGCCAUAUACACAAUUGAACGGUUGGUAGAUUCAACCCUAACACACAAUCAUGUUUUCAUGUUACAGAAAUGUACAGCCAUCAUUCUUCAGUGCACUGCUUUUAUAUUACACAACAUGUACACUAACACAGGCGUCAACAAACAGGUGUAUAUUGCAGACAAAAUGUCCUGUCACAUGCUCAAAUUAGCAGCCAAAUUUGGUUAUGUGUCUGACAUGUUGUACAUUGCCAUGUAUUAUUACAAGACACUCAGAUACAGGGAAGCUUUAUUUGUUAUAGAAAUGACAAAGGUCAAGUUAGCACAGCCAUAUCUGAUGUAUAAGAGACGUGUAGACAGAGAGAGGUAAACUGAGGCUGUAGGGGGACAGUCCUGGUCUACAAAGAUGAGACAGGCUGUAGCAAGGGAUAUUAGACUUGACAACAAAAUCUGUUAUAUCAAUGAACUAAUACCAGAACAACAGUCUGCUAUUAAGAAUAAGUGGUCUAUAUUAUCUAUCCCUGUGUUUGUAAUGUUACACUUCCUGGAGUUCUUGUGUUACAGACACAUUGAUACUGCAUUAUCACAUGCAGCUCUAGAUGAGCUACAGGUCCUAGUCCACCAUGAUCAGGGACUAUACAUUAGUGAUCCUUGCAGAGACAUUUCCUGGGAGAUCCUGGGGAUCUGUCAACAGAUCACAGGGAACCUCCAGGCUGCUCUAUACUCAUCCCAACAGUCACUCACACAGUAUCCAUGCAACAAAAUACAAACUGCUACACAGAUGAGAAUACAGGAUCUGAUGGGUACAGCCCCACUUGAGUAAUACAUUUAACUGAAUCUCACAUAUGAUGUAUUAAGUCAUAUAUUUUACAUCUUCCAAUAGUCACUGCUCACAAAGUAUUAAAUACAAAUUUAAUGCAAACUGCUACAUGGAGAAGAAUAUAGGAUGUGUAAUUAAAUUAGCAAUUCUGAAAAUAAGAUUGAAGGACUGCCACAAUUUUGACAUAUAACAUCAAAAAGUUAACCUUUUCCCACUAUUUUUCAUUUUUGCAUUUUUUGCAUAAAAAGGCUUGUUUUCAACAUGUUUUUAGACGGUGGCUAUAAAAAGCCACGGUCUAUUGCUACGGUCCUGGCCGGAAGAGUAUUUCUCACGGGAACCCUAGCGGAUAAGGAACGAUAACUCUGUUAGGUAUGCAGUGUUACAGGCAAUGUUUUAUCUUUGUGUAUUAUAUAUUUCAGUAUGAGAACUAAUUUUCAUCUUAUCAGAUGUUUUAAGCAUUAUAGCUGCUAAUUAUUUUGUACAUACAUUUAAAUAAUGUAUGAAAUUGUGUUUUAUUUUAAAUGAGCCGUUACCCUGUCUGCUUACGCGGUAUUAAUACAUGUAAUUUAUGCACACACUGCCAGAUGUGAGGUUUAACUCUGUAUCACGACUGCAUAAACUAUAUCACUGCGAUAAUUAUUCUCGAGAUCUCACAAUAAUUGCUUCUUGGUUUUUUUAUGAUGUAAACAAUUGUCAGAAACACAUUAUUUAAACUAGUUUGCCAUUUCAUAUUUCAGCAAUUAUGCUUCAUCGAUAAAUUCAGUUUUUAACGCAUUAGUUUUUGUUGAGGCAGUAUUUUAUUUUGUUGAAGCUUAUUCUUUUCUUGUACAAGUGUGCAUGUGUUUUCAAACAAAUUAAAAACUUUAAAUUUACGACAAAAAUGUGUUUAAUUUUGGACUGACCUGUGAUUUACAAUGUACCUUAUUUUGUAACUCACUCAGUCUGUAGAAACAUUUAUUUUAUUACAGGCACCUCAAUUUUCAUCAGACAAUAUUUACUACUGAUGUUGACGCUUUACUUGCUCCUGACUUUCUCUCAAACACGCUAAUCGACGUCGGAUUGUAAGAUUCACGUGCAAAUCGAGUCGCCAUUUUACAAUUUUACAUGGAUAUAAAGAAAUCACAUUUUACGAUGUUUCAAAGAGUUUCAGUUCAGAUUUUUUGUAAGCAAAUAAGGGAUUGAAGACAUAUGCUGUAAAACGUCUUAUGGAUGUCACGGCGUGUCAGUUCGUGUAUCUCUAAAGUAAUUUGCAGCAAACGCUAGUUUUUUGUGAGAGAAAGAAUCGAUUCAACUCAUGCGAUAUUCCAUAUACUAGUACAUUAAUGGUACGUUGUGAACGGUAAUGUAAGAUAUAAUAAUUUUGUUACCUAAACAGUUUCUGUCGAAGUUUUCACAAUGAACUGAAUAACGCAUUUCGAUGAGCGAAGUACAAAUAGUGACUUUAACCCAUAUGUGCCCGUCCCUGCCUAAUGUAUUAGAAAAUCUUUUCUUUGGUUUUGGGGGGAUUUUUCACUAACAGAUAACAUUAUUUACACAUGUACGUAGACAUCGCCCCGUUUGUUCUCAAAUAAUUUUUAACUCGCGAGUACAACUCUAUUAUGAGUUUUCUUCGACAUUUCCUUCCAUGUGUUAGCAUCAUUUUGUCAACAUGCAUUUACAAAUAGGCGGGCAUAUAUAAAUGCGCGUUUGUUGCGACUCGCAAUUGAAAUACACACCGGUUAGAAAGUGUCAUCACUCAACACAAUGCUACAUCGGCCGUGGUGUAUAAAUGUGCUUCAUAGAUGACUGUAGUAUUCUGCUGAGCUACAGAACUAUAGCUUUCCGGAAAUAUUUCCUGGAUUUUCGAACCCUAGAUCUAUUGUCUAGUACAUGCAAAGAAUAAAAUCAAAUUUAUAUACACAGCUGUACGGUCUGAAAAAACGUGCGUUCAACUUGGAUUUUGUUUGUUUGGUGUUUUAAAAAACUAAUUUUGAAUAAUUAAUCAAUAUUUGUUGUAGGUUUACUACAAAAAGUUUAAUGUAGCAAAUAAUUUAUGCGUGUUAAAGUGUACUGAAAAGCGAUAAAAUAUACAUGUGACUUUCCCUAUUUCAUUCAAAUGAUUUGAAUAAAUCUAUACCUAAAUACAAUAGAACAAAUGUACUUUAUUAAAACGUUGAUUAAUGAAACUGCCGCGACUGAAUAUUGUAUGAUUUUUUUUUCAAAUUUUCAUUCACUUUCGUUGUGAGCGAAUGGAAAUAAUCCUUCAAAGUCGAAGAUUGAUUGACUCUACCGACUCUUCUGUUUCAUGAUACAUGCAUUCCAAAAGCAAUACCAGUUUUAUCAAACAGGUUCUUGUAAACCCAUUCCGUUUUGUUUACACCUAAAUGUAUUAACUGACUAUGAGGACAAAAGCAAGUGUGAAUUUCCCCGUGAAGAAAUUGAGAGAAAAUGCUGUCGAGAGGGACAAUAAACAUACUACAUGUAUGCCCAAAUAGUUAGUAAAAACCUGAUAAGUAUUUUAUCAUACCAAAGCUUUAUUUGUUCUCGUUACUUUGAGAAAUCUACAAUAUAUUUAGAGCACAAUAGUCCAAUCCACACUUUUCAAAAGUUGUUCCCCUUUGCGGGGCCAAUCCAAAGGUCAAAAGGGAAAAAACCCAAAAUUCACCUUCUUUAUACAAUCAAAUAUUUCGGCGUACUGUGAUGAAAUCGCUUUUGAUUUAUUCAUUCAGUAUGUGGUGGCAACCUACAUAUUUAAUGAGUCAUUCUGGGGCAAUCAAAAUACAUAGUAUUACCAGGUUUUUAAUGUCAACUGAUAUAGAUACAAACAUAUAGAUACAAAUAUAAAGAUACAAACUUCUACACAACAAAGGCUACUGUGAUAAAUCUAUGGGUUUUCCCCAAAAGAUGACGACCAAGAGACACAGCAUUUGUAAAGAGUGGAUUGAGAUCACAGCUACGAUUUCCACAGAAUUAUCCACGUAGGAAAUUCACGACCAGUUGUGCCAGUAAGCAUUAAGUAUUAGUACAUGUAUGCGAUACUGGCCGCGGUUUUCGACAACAAUAAUUAUCAUACACGAAAUAUGCCACUUUCAAACGACGCCACCGUCUAACAGUACUUUCAGUACUUUGAUUUUUUAAUUAAAUACUGAGCAAUUGCUUAAACAAACAAAACAUUUUCAUCAUUUAUAUCUUUCCAAGACUAACAAGUGACAAAAGUUUGUUCUUGAUCAAAGUGUCGCUCUGUAUCUCCCAUUUAAAAAAGAUAAGACAAAUACCAAUUUUUGACUGAUUUUGACUAAUUUACAAAAAUAGCAUCACUUAUGACUUCAUAUCUUGCCAGUGAGUGCAAAUAAAUAAAAUAUCAUCUUUUUGGCCUGACACACUAGAAUGCUAUACUAUUCAAUAAGAAAAUUUUGACUGAUAAUGUAUAUUAAGCAGGGGUGUUGGAAGGUAUUUCAUAUGUUGGAGAGGUGAAUUUGAUUGGUAAGGAGAAGGG
Molecule: messenger RNA, 5841 nt
Organism: Magallana angulata
Lineage: Eukaryota; Metazoa; Mollusca; Bivalvia; Ostreida; Ostreidae
Exons: 2
Coding region: 327-1916 (529 amino acids)
Source: RefSeq, a predicted model, not a curated record